Molecule: messenger RNA, 1089 nt
Organism: Rubroshorea leprosula
Lineage: Eukaryota; Viridiplantae; Streptophyta; Magnoliopsida; Malvales; Dipterocarpaceae
Source: the annotation of a GenBank genome assembly
GUUAAGUUUCCUCCAAAAGCUGUUAGUCGGUUACCGCUUCCGGAGUGAAGUUCAAGCGUCGGAGAUGGAGAGUGAAUCGGAGGACGACGGAAGGUUUAAUAUGUGGUUUUGGAAAAUGCCAUUCUGGUUGUUGAUGAUAAGCGCAUUUUCUGGAUUCUUUGGACUCCCACAUCAAUGAUUACUUCUUAUUUUUUGCUUUCUUCUUUUGGCUGCUAUAUGCUACUUUGUCUUGUGAAUGAUGGCUAUAAUAAUGAGUGCUUUAUAGCUAAACACAACCCCACCAAGUACAUUUGAUGCAUAAUUGCGGAUGACUAAUAUAUCAAACAUCAACUGUCUAAAAAAUCUGUGAUUUUUGCCAAGAAAAAAAGGAACCGUCUCAAGAAUACGUAGAAAAAGGAAAUGAACUGUUUAUUAAUGCUCUGCUUUAAUAUCUUGAGAAUUUUUCUUAGUUUAAAGAAAAUUUUUAUUAUUGUCACCUGCAGACUGCAGUUUGAUUGUUUUUCUAUUUAGUAUAGUCUUCUUUUUAUUUUUAUUUGUUCUUAUUGCCACCUACACUAAUUUUCUUCCUUUUUCCACUUUGGGUGAUAUAACGCUUAAUAUUUUCCUACAAUCUCUGUGCAUGUGGUAUUGUGACUAGUGAGUUCCAGAUAAAACAAUUAAACUACACACCGUUGUUAUAAAUCUCGCCUUAAUUGGAAACUUUGUUUUGCCAAAAAAAAAUUGAAUAGAAGGAACAAACCCAACAGUUAAUUAUUGAGACUACCAAGUUAGAUGUUUCAUAUUCAAACUUUGGGAUGUGUAGUUAGAAAUGGAGUGAUACAUGUAGCAUGAUAAGAAAAUUAUGUUCUGGUAUUUUAUCUUAUUUAUUCUUUUUCUCAAGUACAAGAAAUAUGUUCUGGUGUUUUAUUUGGUUUUUGUCUUCUAAAGCUAGCAGAUUAUACUAUUGAUUGAUGAGGGUCUUGCUGAAUUUAUCAAGACCAUGGGAAAGGUUUACCAAUGUGUAAUCUGGCAUUGGCCGCGAUGGAUUGUCAUCGAUGUCAUGCACAAUAUUACCAUCUAUUUUUGAUCGAGUAAAUUUGUUACAAUUUU